Hevea brasiliensis (rubber tree) is the source of this 1802-nucleotide messenger RNA. RefSeq names its product O-fucosyltransferase 30. The record is from RefSeq and is a predicted model, not a curated record. NCBI's taxonomy places the organism in Eukaryota, Viridiplantae, Streptophyta, Magnoliopsida, Malpighiales, Euphorbiaceae. The transcript is spliced from 2 exons. The coding region runs from base 19 to 1611 and encodes 530 amino acids.
GUACAGCUGCAAGGCCCAAUGGCCCAAAUUCUAUUACCUUCCCUUCCAACCUUAACACCGCUUGCCAUCUCUAUUGCCAUAAUUCAGGACAAAGCCAUGAACAGCAUUCUUAAUUUCCACAAACGCACAACUAAAUCAUGGACCAAGAAAAAAACAUCAGUUCCUUACAGAUCUCCACUCUUUGUUUUACUCGUCUCUGUCUUCACAGUCUUCUUUUUUCUUGUGCUUUUCACUUCCUAUUCUAAAACCUCCAAUUCUCUUUUGCAUAAAACCAUAAAUCCCCAAAUUACUCAAUGUAGCAGAUUCCAAGCCCUGUCCGGAGGAGAGAAGUUCCUCUGGUACGCACCGCACAGUGGGUUUAGCAACCAGCUAUCGGAGUUCAAGAAUGGGAUACUGAUGGCCGGUAUUUUGAAUAGGACGUUAAUUGUGCCACCGAUUCUUGAUCACCAUGCUGUCGCUCUUGGUAGUUGCCCUAAAUUUAGGGUUUCGGGGCCUCAAGAGAUCAGGUUUUCCGUUUGGGAUCAUGCGAUUGAACUGAUUAAAACUGGGAGGUAUGUCUCCAUGGUUGACAUCAUUGAUACUUCAUCAUUGGUGCCUUCUUCCAUUCAAACCAUAGAUUUCAGGAUUUUUGCAUCCUUGUGGUGCGGUUGGAAUAAGGAUUUCACUUGCAUAAAUGAUUUGAAUGCUCGGUCCUCUUUGUCUGAAAGCCUUAUGCAGUGUGGAUCUAUAAUAUCUGGGGUCAAUGGUAAUAUAGAUAAGUGUUUAUAUGCUGUAGAUGAAGAUUGCAGAACCACAGUUUGGACUUACAAGAAUGGUGAAGAGGAUGGAGUAUUAGAUCCAUUCCAACCUGAUGAGCAACUCAAGAAGAAAAAAAACAUUUCAUAUGUUAGGAGGCACCGAGAUGUAUCUAAGACGCUUGGACCAGGUUCUGAAUCUGAAUCUGCCACUAUCCUGGCAUUUGGAAGCCUUUUCAGUGCCUCAUACAAGGGUUCAGAGCUGUAUAUUGAUAUCCAUGAAGUUCAGACAGAUCAAAGGAUACAAUCUUUGAUAGGGAAAAGUAAAUUUCUUCCCUUUGUUCCCGAAAUCCUAAUUGCAGGGAAGAAAUAUGCUUUAGAGACCAUAAAGGCUCCUUUUCUUUGUGCCCAGCUCAGAUUGUUAGAUGGUCAGUUUAAGAACCACAGGACAGCCACUUUUCUGGGCUUGAAACAAAAGUUAGAAUCUUUAAAGCGGACGGGUCAUCAGCCCAUUCAUAUUUUUGUAAUGACUGAUCUUCCUCGAGGUAAUUGGACUGGGAGUUACUUAAGUGACUUGGCUAGUGACUCAGACCAUUUUAAGUUGCACUUUCUGAGAGGAGAAGAAGACUUGGUGAUACAAACUGCAAAGAAAAUUGCAGCUGCAGGGCAUGGCUUAAGACUUGGACAUAUUCCAUGGAUUAAUGGAGUGAGCAAGAUGAAGAUGCAUUGUCCUUACCAGAGAUUGCCUGACAUACUUCUAUAUAUAGAGGAAAGUGUUUGUGCUUGUGCUUCACUGGGUUUUGUUGGGACUGCUGGAUCAACUAUUGCUGAGAGUAUAGAGUUGAUGAGAAAAUCUGAUGUAUGUAGAACGUCCUAAUCUAAUUCCUACAUGACAUUUGGCUAUGCAAGUUUGAUGAAUCUGAGCAUUUCGCUUGCAUAUUUUUCAGCGAAAACAUAGUUGUGCUUUCUUGGCUACCCUAAGACCCUAUGGCUAUGUUUGGAACUUUAUUAGGGAGGAAAAGAAAAAUAAAGAAGGAAAAUAAAAAUAAUGUAAGAUUUAUUUUUCUC